Molecule: messenger RNA, 291 nt
Organism: Staurois parvus
Lineage: Eukaryota; Metazoa; Chordata; Amphibia; Anura; Ranidae
Source: the annotation of a GenBank genome assembly
GAAGUAGGAAGGGUUACAAGUUACAACCAGGGGCAGACUGACCAUUCCAGCACUCGGGCACUGCCCGAGGGCCCGGGGUCAGUAGGGGGCCCUAUGAGAUGCCCCUGGUACCUUUCAUAUGCUUUUUUGGAUUGGGCAAGGAAACAGGGGCCCCAUGAUCCCCUAUUGCCCGGGGACCCCAUGAGUUGUCAGUCCGCCCCUGUUGAGGAAACCAUUAGUCAGUACCCCCAUCCUCCAUGUGACGUGUCCUCAGACACUAAUAAUCAGUCCCUCCAUCCUCCAUGUGUCCUC